Scutellospora calospora is the source of this 647-nucleotide messenger RNA. Lineage: Eukaryota; Fungi; Glomeromycota; Glomeromycetes; Diversisporales; Gigasporaceae. The record is from the annotation of a GenBank genome assembly.
AAACCAUUUUUGUUGAUCAAAAAAGUGACAAGAGUAAGAAUGAAAUAAAAAGAUUAUAUCAACGCGCAAAAAUAUUGUUUGAUUUUGUCGCACCUCAAGAAUAUGGUAUUGAAAAUAAAGAUAAACUCUUGAUCGGAAUUUUAUUAUCAGAUUCGUUGUUAAAGAGUAUCAUAGAAAAUUUAGAGGAAUCUAAAUCAAGUUUAAAUCCAUGCACAAGAUUAUAUUUUACAAAAGAAUCUCAUGUACAUACUCUUCUAAAUGUUGUGUUUUUAUCUGGUCUUCCCACAAGGAUUCCCAGGAAAGAUGUUCCAGAACUUGAUUAUCUCACCCAAAUAACAUUUGAACUCUAUGAACGUCAACGCGGUUUGCCCGGCGAUAAGGAAUAUUCUUUGCGUGUGGCAUUUAGUCCUGGAGCUCAUGAUCCAAAUAUCUUGGAUUUACAAUUAGAUGCUCGACAUUGCUUGAUCGUAGCGCCAAGAAAAAAUCUUACCGAUCAUUUACCCUUGGACGAGGCACUCUCUUAUUAUAAAACUAUAGUAUAUAACUCACCCGCAAGUGUUAUUUCGGGGCCAGUUAAACAGAAUGUUCAAGAGUCGCUUUCGUCAUCUCCUUUCUUUGAUGUAUUUCAAUUUAGUAAAUCUUUUUAA